Messenger RNA from Bombina bombina (fire-bellied toad), 2332 nucleotides. It is a transcript of the gene NMI, whose product is annotated as N-myc and STAT interactor. Gene Ontology annotation, cellular component: cytoplasm. The transcript is spliced from 9 exons. Lineage: Eukaryota; Metazoa; Chordata; Amphibia; Anura; Bombinatoridae. The record is from RefSeq and is a predicted model, not a curated record. The coding region runs from base 265 to 1359 and encodes 364 amino acids.
CAAUGAACGGCAUAACAGCAUAAAUUGAAAGUGAAACAAUGCAAGGCCUAGUUUCGAUUUCUCAUAAAGUGAGCUGGUUAUUUUCUGUAAGCUGGUUGCAGUCAGUGCUUCUUCUAACAAGUACAACUAGGAUCUGAGGUAUAUUUCUGUACUAAAACACAGUAGUUUUAGGAAAUAACCCACUGCAGCUGUGUCCUGAAUUUGUUUACAAGAGAGAAAGGACUGCAGAGCUGCUCAGUGGUUUUCAAGAUCUAGCAUUAAAAUAUGGAAAACUCAAGGCAACUUCAAGAACAGUAUGAAAUGUGGUUGAAAAAAUGUGACGUAGAAGAAAAACGCAAAACACAAUUACUACUGAAGAAACUGGAUGCACAGGAAGCCAAAAAAGAAGCAGAGACUCGUGUCACGGAUCUGAUGAAGAAGGGGGAAGAGGUUUCAGAAGAAAAAAUAGAAAAGGAAAAACUUGAAGAGAGAGAAGUUAAUGACUUACAUCAAAUAAAAGCCAAACUGGUGGAAAACAACCAGAAACUGGAAGAAAAACUUAAAGCAAUCACAGAAGCUUAUAAAAGAAUUAAGGAAGAAGUUCUGAUUGAAAACAAUUUGCCAAAAAAUAACAUCAAUUUUAAAGAAACAGAAGCCCUGAAGGAUACAAACUCACCAAAAGACAAAGAUCUGGAUAUUUCCUGCAUCUGUUUUGUUGUUUUAAAUUAUCCAUUUGUGCUCAAGAAAGGACAGGCCCUCCUAACAUUUGAAGAAGAACAUGUGGCUCAAAGUAUUAUUAAGAAGAAAAAUCAUGAAAUCAGUUUCAGUGAGAGUUCUUCAAAAGUUACAGCACUUCCAGUACAUUUGUGCAAGACAGUGAAAUUUGAGGUUAACCUGAACAUUUCGUCUAAGAAAAUGCUUGUUGAAAAUGUGCCUUUUGAAAUUCCAGACGAGUACAUUAGGGACAAGCUGGAAGUGACCUUCUACAAAUCUGAUAUAGGGGGAGGAGAAAUAGAGAAUGUGGAAUAUGAUAGAUGUAAUAAUAGGGCUACCAUUACAUAUCUGGAGAAUGGAGUUGUACAAAAUGUCAUCAAAAGGAAAGAGCAUCAGUUCAAUGUCAAUAAUUGUAAUUAUACCGUUACAGUACAGCCCCACAUAAGUUAUAGUCUAAACAAACUUCUGGUAUUUUCGGGUAUUUCCACUAGAACUGUGCUGCUUGAUAACAUCAACCACUAUGAGGAUUCUGAAGAAGAUAUUCAAGAUUCUAUUGAGAUUCACUUUCAAAAGCCAAGUAACGGCGGUGGGGAAGUGGAGCACACAGCUUACAAUCAACAACCAAAUAGAGUGGCUUACUUUGAGGAUGACAUGAAUACAAAAUGACAUUUGCCUUAGCAGCAUUUAACCAUUUGUCUGACAAAAAUGUUAAGCAAAUACUCUGUCAAGUUUAUUUAAAACCACCCAGUGACAAACCUGUAUUUCUGUAUGAAAAGCUACCUACUUUGUUGUGUUCUAUAUUAUUCAUCUUAUUCUUUAUUUUUCCAUAUACAUUUCCUAAAUGAUUUGUGAAUAGUAUUCAUAUUUACUAUGUAUAUAAAAAAUAUUGACAACAUUUCUGCAUCUAAGCUAACAUGGGCACAUCCUGUAGAAGAUCGACAUGCAUAUAACUAAUAAACAUCAGAUGGUUAAUAACUUUAUUUUCCCCUGUAGUUAUGCACUUAAUGUAAACACUAAUUAUGUUGGGACUUAAUAGAUAGUUAAACAGUCUUUUCUUACUUUUGUGUUAUAUAAAAACAUAGAUAAAAGCUUAAUUACUAUUAAAAUCUGUCAGAGGGUGCAGCAUUGCUUCACUACAUGCACUUUGUUUUUUCAGUUGAGUAAUUUGUUUUAUAUAAAUAAAAUUCAAAACCAUAUAUGAAAUCAUUAAUUGCACAUUUUGGUUAAGUGAAGAAACUGCUUUCAAAUAGAUUACGAAAUCAUCAUCAAUAUUGCAUCUAUCAAUUAGACCCCUUGGUUUCUCUACAAAACAGCCAAACUUGUAUUAAUGGUCAGCUGCUACCACCCCCUAAACACACAUGAGCCGUGGUAAACAAACAAAAAAAAUGGGCAAGGGUGAAAUGCAAGUAAAAUAAUAUAGUAUUCAUGGGAAAUGUUAAUUGAUUGUGUAUAUUAUUUAAUGUGGGUUUUGGUAUGGAAAGAGUAAUUGAUUUAUAUUGCAUGCUAACCAAUUGAAUACGUUCUUUUUAAACCACACCAAACAGUGGUGCAUCAUGGUAGAUAUAGCCAAAAUGUAAUAGAUUGUCUUUCUAUCAUGUUUUGUCAUGAUUAAAUAAACUUUUAUGAGUUAAUGCUAAAA